GGAGUGCACUUGGUGCAGCGCGCCGCCCGAUGAGGAGAAGACCGAAGCGGAGGUCGACACCCCGAAGAGCAUGGUGACGGAUACCACCGCAGGGGAAGAUGACGAUGAGGACGCAAAGAAUCAGAAGCACACUGUCAUGGUCUUCAAUGAGGACGUAGAACAGUGGAUCGACCCCGCUGCCAACGAGAUCAAGGUGACCUUGGAGCCUCCAAUUCCAAGCUGGAUUCCGGUCGCUGGCGAGAUAACGACUGGCCACGUCCGAUCGUGCAUCCCGGUCCUGCAGCCCAAUGGCUCUGCCAUCAGUUUCAAGACGGAGGAUCAGGAGCAGGUAAAGAUCAAGGAGACGGUGAACAAGCAGCAGCUCGAGCAGGAAGCUUUGAAGUUGGAGGAGGAGCUGCAAAAGGAACUGAUGUCCAAGAAGCACGAGGUCAAGCAUGCCGCGAACUUGAAAAAGAAAGAAGAGGAGAAGAAACUCAUGGAAGACAUCAAGAAAAGGAAGCAGAAGCACCAGAAUGAUUUGGAGACGGCCAAGACACAGCUGAAAACCCUCGGGAAGCAGUACUUUGCCGACGAGGAGGAAUACUUGCUGCACAGCGACAACUGGUCGUCCAACUUUGAUGACCGCCUUUGGGUCAGGGACACCAAGAAGGAAGAUAUAGGUAAGGGCUUCUGGCUCGAGAGCAAGACUGGCUCCGAGAUCUCGCUCAAUGGCUCCAUGACGUUGGAGAAACUCCAACAGAUGUCACCGGAUGAGCAGAAGAAGCACUUCCCGCUGAAGAUCACGUGGAAGCUCUACAAAUUGUCCAACAUCACCGAGGAUAAGGAUGGGCCGUCCGGGAGACCCUCCUGGUUCCCAGAGGUCGAACCGAAGAAAGACGAUCUCGAUGAGUCCUUCCAGUACAAUGUGGUCCGGAUUGGCGAGCUGCUCGAAGAUUGGGGAUCGCGGAAAGAUCGCGAGGACUCAGAGAAGCUGGACAAGGAGGAAGCCUUCGCCAUCAAAUCAUUUCUCGAGGGCAACAUCCGAAGAGAGAAGCGCCUCCUAAAGUACAACAUCCUGAAGGUUGCGGCACACAAAGGCAGCCUGGUGCCGCAGGAGCCCUUCAGAAUGCUGGGUGCGCCCAAGUCAGAUACGAAGGAAGCCACCAUCGAAGAUCACAAGACAAAAUGGUGGUUCGACAGUGAAGAGGAGGAAGCCUGGGAGACCGAGAUCGGGAGGAAGGCGCAUCUCGAGUAUACCCCCGACUGGCAGACGAAGCUUAAGCAGCUCCUCAAAGAUCGAAACAUAAGCGAGUCUGCAGAAGGGGACGCAUACGUCGUGAAGAAUGCCGAAGACAAGGAAGUGAAGACGGCGAAUCUGGCAUCAGCGCAUCCGGGACAAAUUCAGAAGUCUGCAUCAUGA
Symbiodinium sp. CCMP2456 is the source of this 1399-nucleotide messenger RNA. The record is from the annotation of a GenBank genome assembly. NCBI's taxonomy places the organism in Eukaryota, Dinophyceae, Suessiales, Symbiodiniaceae.